AUGCUCGUGUUCUGCACUAAUUCUGCACUCAAUCCUCUUCUUUUGCUCAUCUGCUCAAAAUCCAUCAGGAGACAAGUGCUGGCAGUUAUUGGUCUGAGGCAUAUGAACUAUACAUCUGAAAAGUUCACAUCUUUAAUCUACAAGAACCCGCUGGCUAUAAGAAGCAACACGAAUAUUAUGAUACCAAGUCCUGUGAUGAGCGCUCAGGUUCAGAUCUGUAGCAGCCCAACAAAUUCCGCAUCUUCCACACAC
Messenger RNA from Ostertagia ostertagi, 252 nucleotides. The record is from the annotation of a GenBank genome assembly. Lineage: Eukaryota; Metazoa; Nematoda; Chromadorea; Rhabditida; Trichostrongylidae.